AUGAUGGCGAUGGUGCCUCUGACCAGCUCAGGUCUUCUUCCUCUGCUGGAAUCUCUGGAGGAUAGCACAGCCGGACAACCUGAGCAGACAGACGCCUACCUCACUAUUGCCAAGUAGGUGCUUUAGUUGGACAUGCAUAGCCUGUAGGAUGACGUUGUUAUCCUUAGAUGCUGAUCUAAGGGCAUGUUAGGUGUAUAUUUUUCUGUCUAAUGAGCUAAGGUAGGAGGUAGAUCUGUGCCUUGGGUAACUCCAUAUAAUAUGCCUAUUUUUCUAUCCUAAAUGUACACUAAUUCCUGGGACUGAUUUGUCUUUUCAGUCGUCUCAGUGGAGAUGAUGGAAAGCAAUUCCUCCCUGCAGUAGUAAAGCACUUUUCACGUUUGGGUAAAACUUUCCAGGUGAGUGCAUGCUUUACGUGAAGAAUAUUUAUAAAGCAAUACAACUUUUGUUUUAAGCUUUCAUUGACUUAGGGAUACUGUCAUAAAUGUCCAGUUAUAAUGCUAUUGUCAUGUGUUUAUCAUGUUGUUUUAGACCCAUAUCUUCAGUCAGAAUGCAGAGCUGUGCCAAGCUGCACUGCAGGCCCUGGGGUUCUGUGUGUUUCAUGUCCACGUUGUCUCUGCUAUCCCAGGUACUGAACAAGCAGAACUCUUCAUAGGUUUACAUGGGACUAGUGUAACUGGCACAGAUAAGCUUAGUCCUAGACUAAAAAGCAACAAUCCAGAUUUCCAUUGAAACUACUUUGUACUCCAAAAGUAGGCUUAACCCUUUAGACCACAAUAGAAUUCUAGAAUGCAGCUGUAGAUUACAGAGAAUUUUGAAGAUUAAACUCAUUUUCUCACAUUUCAAACAGACAUGGCUCAAAAACAAAGAACAAAUGACAAUUACAAGUUAACUUAGUUUUAAAGAGCACAACCUCUUCUUUGAUAUGACCCCACAUUCAUGUCAAUAAGAAUAACACUAAUUUGAUCUUCCAGUGUGUAAAAACACACACUAUAAAAAACCGAUUAACACUCAACAAAACAUAAACCCUAGUGUUUAAAUUGUAGUUAAUUUGACUAAAUUACUCACUCAAAUGUACCAAGUAUAAUAUAUUGUAAAUAUUAUUUACAUACAAAUAUUUAAAAAUAUUCCAUAAUGUGACCAGAGGACAAUAUUCAGAAAGUAUUUCAAAACCCACACAAAGUAGGCUAUUUGAUCGACAACGAUUCUUACUUCUGUAACAAUGUAAAAAUGCAAACAACUAUUCAGAAACUAUUUCAACAUGUAGAUAACCUCUCUCAAUAAGAUUUAGUACAUACCAGGCCUGACACAAAAGGUAGAAAUAGUAGCUUACUUUGACAACAAUUCAGUGAAUGCAACAAGUAUUAGAUACAGAUAAAGAGAGAAGAUGCAAAACCCAACUGUUCAGAGAUGAUUUUAAAAGGUACACAAUUUCCCUAUAAGAUUUGUAGGUCAAAUUCAUGUCACACUGUCACUUGAGUGUUUGCAUUUAGCCUACAACAUGCCAUGAAACUUCUUGAAGCACGUCCCCAUCCUACAAAGUGGCAGGUGUAUAAAAUUGAGCACACAGUCAUGCAAUCUCCAUAGAGAAACAUUGGCAGUAGAAUGGUCUUACUGAAGAACUCAGUGACUUUCAACGUGGCACCGCACAGUGAUAGGAUGUUUGUACAAUUUCUGCCCUGCUAGAGCUGUCCCGGUCAACUGUAAGUGCUGUUGUGAAGUGGAAACGUCUAGGAGCAACACCAGAUCAGCCGCGAAGUGGUUCGCCACACACGCUCACAGAACGGGACCACUGUAGCGCAUAAAAAUCAUCUGUUCUCGGUUGCCACACUCACUACCGAGUUCCAAACUGCCUCUGGAAGCAACGCCAGCACAAGAACUGUUUGUCGGGAUCUUCAUGAAAUGGGUUUCCAUGGCCCAGCAGCUUCACAGAAGCCUAAGAUCACCACGCGCAAUGCCAAGUGUCUGCUGGAGUGAUGUAAAGCUCGCUGCCAUUGGACUCUGGAGUAGUGGAAACGCAUUCUCUGGAGUGAUGAAUCACGCUUCACCAUCUGGCAGUCUGAUGAACUAAUCUGGGUUUGGUGGAUGCCAGGAGAAUGCUACCUGCCCAAUGCAUAGUGCCAACUGUAAAGUUUGGUGGAGGAGGAAUAAUGGUCUGGGGCUGUUAUUCAUGGUGAAGGGAAAUCUUAAUGCUGCAGCAUACAAUGACAUUCUAGACGAUUCUGUGCUUCCAACUUUGUGGCAACAGUUUGGGGAAGGCCCUUUAUUGUUUCAGCAUGACAAUGCCCACGUGCACAAAGAAAGGUCCAUACAGAAAUGGUUUGUCGAUUCAAUUGACAUUUAGCAGACGCCCUUAUCCAGAGCGACUUACAAUUAGUGAGUGCAUACAUUUUUCAUACUGGCCCCCCGUGGGAUAGGUGUGGAAGAACUUGACUGGCCUGCACAGAGCACUGACCUCAACCCCAUCGAACACCUUUGGGAUGAAUUGGAACGGCGACUGCAAGCUAGGUCUAAUCGGCCAACAUCAGUGUCCAACCUCACUAAUGCUCUUGUGGCUGAAUGGAAGCAAGUCCCCGCAGCAAUGUUCCAACAUCUAGUGGAAAGCCUUCCCAGAAGAGUAGAGGCUAAUAUAGCAGCAAGGGGGGGAACAACUCCAUAUUAAUGCCCAUGAUUCUGGAAUGAGAUGUUCGACAAGCAGGUUUCCACAUACUGUUGGUCAUGUAGUGUAGCUUGUUGUCUUUGUUGGGAGGGAGUGAGACGAUCAAGUGACAGCGUCGGGAGGGAUGCACAAUGUUGCAUCCAAUUCUCGUGUUCUUGCCUGACAGACUAACUACAGAGUUCGCCAAUGUUAGCUGAUUAGUUAUGAAGCUGGGACAGUUUCCAAAUGAAUUGUAUCGUUAGAAACCGGACAAAACAUGCAACUUGUUAGCUGGCUAUUUAAAUAAAUAUCACUGCAACUCUAUCAUAUGAGAUCCACUGCGCGGGCAUCAACCAUAAUAUGACAGCUAAGCAGUCAAAUAAUAGGAAAACAAGGCAAUGUAUAGCCUAUGAAUAUCUGUACCUAGCAAACAAACCAUAACCUAAGCCCAACAGAUAAACACACAUUACUCUGAUCUCCAUUUCGGAGGCUAGAUAGCUGGUUGUCUGUGUGGCUAGCUAGUGAAAGUGACAGCUGAGCUCGACGCUUCGCAAGCUCAGCCCAAAUUUACCGCCACAAUUUUUCUUGCCUGACAAGCAGCUUGGGCCGUUUCCAUAUGAAUUACAUCGGUAGAAACAAGACUACAAGACAAGACUAGCUGAAUAGAUACAGCUAAACACUGCAACUAGUCCCAUGAGACAGAGAACAAUCAUUCAAGCUCCUGCUCCACCGCUGAUGUGCUCGCCUGGCUGUAGCAACCAAGUGAUCGUGACAGGAUUUGCUAAUCUGAGAGCUAUUCCCCAAGUUUCACAGCAUCAAACAUCAACAACACCAAGCAUACAGUGGGGAAAAAAAGUAUUUGGUCAGCCACCAAUUGUGCAAGUUCUCCCACUUAAAAAGAUGAGAGAGGCCUGUAAUUUUCAUCAUAGUUACACGUCAACUAUGACAGACAAAUUGAGAAUUUUUUUUCCAGAAAAUCACAUUGUAGGAUUUUUAAUGAAUUUAUUUGCAAAUUAUGGUGGAAAAUAAGUAUUUGGUCACCUACAAACAAGCAAGAUUUCUGGCUCUCACAGACCUGUAACUUCUUCUUUAAGAGGCUCCUCUGUCCUCCACUCGUUACCUGUAUUAAUGGCACCUGUUUGAACUUGUUAUCAGUAUAAAAGACACCUGUCCACAACCUCAAACAGUCACACUCCAAACUCCACUAUGGCCAAGACCAAAGAGCUGUCAAAGGACACCAGAAACAAAAUUGUAGACCUGCACCAGGCUGGGAAGACUGAAUCUGCAAUAGGUAAGCAGCUUGGUUUGAAGAAAUCAACUGUGGGAGCAAUUAUUAGGAAAUGGAAGACAUACAAGACCACUGAUAAUCUCCCUCGAUCUGGGGCUCCACGCAAGAUCUCACCCCGUGGGGUCAAAAUGAUCACAAGAACGGUGAGCAAAAAUCCCAGAACCACACGGGGGGACCUAGUGAAUGACCUGCAGAGAGCUGGGACCAAAGUAACAAAGCCUACCAUCAGUAACACACUACGCCGCCAGGGACUCAAAUCCUGCAGUGCCAGACGUGUCCCCCUGCUUAAGCCAGUACAUGUCCAGGCCCGUCUGAAGUUUGCUAGAGUGCAUUUGGAUGAUCCAGAAGAGGAUUGGGAGAAUGUCAUAUGGUCAGAUGAAACCAAAAUAUAACUUUUUGGUAAAAACUAAACUCGUCGUGUUUGGAGGACAAAGAAUGCUGAGUUGCAUCCAAAGAACACCAUACCUACUGUGAAGCAUGGGGGUGGAAACAACACGCUUUGGGGCUGUUUUUCUGCAAAGGGACCAGGACGACUGAUCCGUGUAAAGGAAAGAAUGAAUGGGGCCAUGUAUCGUGAAAUUGAGAGUGAAAACCUUCCAUCAGCAAGGGCAUUGAAGAUGAAACGUGGCUGGGUCUUUCAGCAUGACAAUGAUCCCAAACACACCGCCCGGGCAACGGAGUGGCUUCGUAAGAAGCAUUUCAAGGUCCUGGAGUGGCCUAGCCAGUCUCCAGAUCUCAACCCCAUAGAAAAUCUUUGGAGGGAGUUGAAAGGUCCGUGUUGCCCAGCGACAGCCCCAAAACAUCACUGCUCUAGAGGAGAUCUGCAUGGAGGAAUGGGCCAAAAUACCAGCAACAGUGUGUGAAAACCUUGUGAAGACUUACAGAAAACGUUUGACCUGUGUCAUUGCCAACAAAGGGUAUAUAACAAAGUAUUGAGAAACUUUUGUUAUUGACCAAAUACUUAUUUUCCACCAUAAUUUGCAAAUAAAUUCAUAAAAAAUCCUACAAUGUGAUUUUCUGGAAUUUUUUUUCUCAUUUUGUCUGUCAUAGUUGACGUGUACCUAUGAUGAAAAUUACAGGCCUCUCUCAUCUUUUUAAGUGGGAGAACUUGCACAAUUGGUGGCUGACUAAAUACUUUUUUUCCCCACUGUAGCUAUAUCUGCUGUUUUACUUAUUUCACUCACCUCGACAGCAUCGCUUUCAAAGUGCAAGGACGUGUCUGAAUCCGUAUCACCAAACAACAUAGAUACAGCCUCUUCCACAGUGAAAGUUUGGCUGCUUCGGUGCCAUCAUUUUUAGUAAUUAAGUGAUUUUUUUUAAAUUUUAAAAGUCAAAUGACAGCAUACCCUGUUUCUGGUUGAUGACGACAGCCACGCUAAUACGACACCGGGUUCUUAGCGAGUCAAUUUUGCGAAAUUGACAGAUAUUCUUCUUACAAAAACAAGGCCGUUCGUGGCCGCUAUAGUAAUUGAAAGAAAGGCUGUUGACGGCCACUAUGGGUUGUAAAGGGUUAUUAAUCUGUGUUCUGGAAACAAGCCUGUAAUGUAUAAGAAUGAAGAUAAUGUGAUUUGUAAUCCUCCUUUACGCUCCCUUUUUCCCCAGAUAAUUUUGCAGAAGAGCUAUUGUCAGCACUUUCCUCUCUGGUGGUGAAGUCCACAGACAAGAACACAUGCACACGAGCUUUAUGGGUAAUCUCCAAGCAGAACUUCCCUCCAGAGGUGGUGGCCAAUAAGGUGCCAGAGAUCCUGAGGGCCCUGGAGUGUGUGCGGACGAGAGAAGACAUCCAGUCUGUACUUAUGGAGCACGAGUCGCUGAAUGUUGUCAUAAGGUAAACAAACCCACCCACUCAUGUACUCUCUUACCUCUUAUUCAAUAGCUUUGGUUGGGUAUAUGACCAUCAUUUUGGAAUGCACAAUUUAAUGGUUCAGUUUGAUAACCGUGACACUAAGCUGAUGCAUGUUAUAGGAAUCUACCUUGCUCAACAUUCUGUCUCUGUUUUGGCUAGUGUUCAAGCUCUCUGGGCUGGAAAAGACUGUCCUGACUUUAUUUCAAUGAUCAUCAGCGUUUUCUCUGUCAUGACACACACUCUCUGUGGUCAGUUUGCUGGAGCAGGCCCCAGCCCAGAUGGGUGAGGUUGCAGUGCAGUGGGCCAAGCUGGUCAUCCCCCUGGUGGUCCACUCAGCCUCUAAGGUGCGCCUGCGGGCGGCAGCAGCCCUGGAGAUGGGCCUGCCUCUACUUCUGAAGAAACAGAAGGAGGUGGCUGCCAUCGUAGAACCUAUCAUGUCCUCAGUGAGUCUCUGUCAAUGUUUCUAGGCCAGGAUACUGUCAAAUCACUUAGUGACAACUGCCGAUGUAAAAAUUGCGUUAGAAAUGCAUUUGAUUGAAAUUGAAGUUUUGCAAAUGCAGCAUAUCAAACGCAGCAUGUUUGAUUCAGAUUUCUGCACAUUCUGACAACGCUUAUCUUGUUUCACUCCAGAAACUCAUCCCAGAGCUCCAGAAACUGUUCUCCACGAAGAACGAGACCAACGUGCUGAAACUCUGGCCGUUAUUUGUCAGGCUCCUGGGGAAGGUAAGGCUUGGUCAUUCUUUUUGGUUUGAAACCUAGCCGAUUUACUACUUAUUCGCUACUUAUCUACUACGUAAUGGUUAGGGAGUGAAUUAGGCAGUACAUGUAAUGAUCUGCUUGGCUCUUCAGAAGUUGUAUUGAAACACUGAAUUGUGUUCCAUCCCACAGCUGCUCCAUAGAGGUGGUCCCUUCAUCAACUCCCUGCUUGGCCUGGAGGAACUGGGCUUCCGUAGCUCCUCCCCCAACAUCAAGAAGAUCGCCUUCAUCGCCUGGAAGAGCCUCAUUGACAACUUCGCGCUCAACCCAGGUGGGUAACACACAAGACAACAUGCUUUGACUUAGUCCAGUUUUUAUUGAGUUGCCGCUUUUUAGACUUUAGUUUCAUCAGUAGUCCCGUGUAGCUCAGUUGGUAGAGCAUGGCGUUUGCAACGCCAGGGUUGUGGGUUCGUUUCCCACGGGGGACCAGUAUGAAAAAAAUAAUGUAAAAAAUGUAUGCACUCACUAACUGUAAGUCGCUCUGGAUAAGAGCGUCUGCUAAAUUACUAAAAUGUAAAAAUCAGUAGUUUCUCUUUAGAAUUUAUUUUAAUGGAAGUUUCUAUGACGUGGUUUGAAAGAUACUCUUGUAAUCAUCCAUUACACUGAGUCCUCACACAUUAUUUUCUAUGGAGACCAUGUGCUAAGAGACUUGAUUCUCACUGUUGAGUUAGGAAGUUUAUUAAAAUAUUACUCCUUAAACGGAAUACAAUGACGAGCACUCAAUAACAGUUGAACAUGUUACACUUUAUGUGUUAGGAGUUUAGGGUAGUUCUAUUCCAGGGGUCUCCAACCUUUUCAAGUAUGAGAGCUACUUGUAAAUUAUGAAACGUCACGCGCUACUCAUUAAUUUUUUCCUAGUUUAGGAUUUUUUCAGAUGACUCUCAAAAUUAGAAUUAUUCAUAGACAAACAAUGACAUUUGAUGUUCUGAGUCCAAUGGUUACAUCACAUCAGAAGACAAUUUUUGGGGGUUCGGAUUUUGUUGUCUAAUACCCCUUUAAUUGCGCAUUUUGCCAGUGAUGUUUUUGCUGCUGCAUAUGUCAUGACAGAGUUUGCAAAACAAAAGCCCACCCAAUUUAUAUAAAUAAUCAUGAUAUAAUUCUGCCAGUUAAGCCUACUUUGCAGUUAACUUUUAAUUGAGAAAGUUUGGGGGAAAGUCUGUCUACCCAGAAGAAAGUUAUCAUGAUCGCUAACUGGUUAAACAAAGUGGUUAAACAAAGUGAAUGAUAGACAAACGCGCGCACCACACAGACAUACAGGGGCAAUAUUGCUGGAAAAUAAUUGGCAGAUAAUUUGUCUUAAGACAAUUGUGGCUAGCAAGGGGUGGGAUUAUGUGGAUUUGAUUGGAUAAUAUGUGAGCUUGAAGUGUUUGAUACUUGUGAGAUUUGUUUGACAGUUUGCGGUGGAACGCGUGAAAAAUACAUGCAUUUUCAGAAUUGUUUAGCGAGCUACUCAUAGGUGGGCUGCGAUCGACCUGUUGGAGACCCCCUGUUCUAUACGGACUGUAACUGUCUGCCUGUCUCCUCUGUACUGUAGAGAUCCUGUGCAGUGCCAAGCGUCUAAAGCUGCUGAUGCAGCCCCUCAGCUCCAUCCAGGUGAGGACAGAGGCCCUCCUGCUCACCAAGCUGGAGGUCUGGUGGUACCUGGUGGUCAAACUGGGAGCCAACCUGCCCACACACUUUGAACAGGUACGGUUUGUGUUUUACCUACUGUUUAUAUACAUGUUUAUACUGCCCACUUUGAACAGGUGCAACAAGCAUUUCAUCUUUAUACUGGAAUACCAUAACAACCUGAUAAUGUGUUACGACUCGGAGCAGGAUUUGUUACUGGGGGAAUUAAGAGAUUACAUGAGAUUAGAUUCAGGUUUUCUUUUAUCUCUGACGUUUGCGUUCAAGGUAUUCAUUGCCCUUAGUUUUAAUCACGAUUGUGGUUUUGGGAAUGAAUGUGUUACUCUUGUUGACUAAUAGUCUGUUGUCAGGUUGGUGUACCUCUCCUCCAGUGCACCCUGGGCCCUGACUCGGCCUUCCCAGCCACUCCUGCUAGGAGCUCCAGCCAGUGCAGUGCUGUGGGGACCACUACUCCUAAAACUGGUACAGUCUCACUCUGACUGCCCUCAUCUACCUUCUAUUGACUAGUACUGGCAAAUAUCGUCUGCUGCGCAUUAGCUGUUUUGCUUUCGAUUUGCAUGCGUGACUUGCCGAUAUGUACUUGUAUUUACCUAGUAGCAUAUAGAACAGCAUCACUUAAUAUUCUCAUGUAGGAUAUACCUGAAAUGUGCCACCAGGAAUUGUCUUGUGGAAACAGUGGUCAUUGGAUGUAAAACAUAAUAAUAAAAAUCCCAACAUAUAUUACUCUUAGAUUAGAUUAAUACGUCAUUGAUUAAUCACUCUUUGUUUCCUCCCGCCCCACCAGGUUCCGCAGCAUUCUCUAGCACUGCGGUGCCCCGUCUGAACCUGAACACCAGUGUGGUGGUGGCCCAAGCCUAUCCCUCCAUCCAGCUGCUGGGACUAGAGAUGUUGUUGCACUACUUCCUGGGGCCAGAGGUCACAACCGCCGCAGCCAAGAACAAGCUGACACUCAGCCUGGGUGAGAGGAAAAGGAGAGGGAGGGGGUUAGAACUGCUACCAUAUAAAUAUAAUUGAAUAUAGAAAUAGAAUGAAUAGAAUGAUAUUUCUAUGGUUGCUACCACAGUUUUAUUUGCUACUCUCAGUGCUCAGUGGCGCUGUUUCUAAAUUCUUUGUUCUUUGAACCUGUGAGUGUAUAACUAAUUUUAAUGAAUGCCUGUGUUACCGUGGGAUGACACACACACAUUACCCAUGUGCAAUGCCUGUAAAGUAAACUUUGUGUCAGAUAAAAAUAGUUUGAGUUGGGACCUGCUUGCCUGUUUCUGACUUGACUGACCCUCUUUGUUUUCUCAGAACCUAUUACUCACCCCUUCCUGUCCAGCCCCUCCUCCUUCACCAAGCACGCCUCGCUGCUAAUCGCUGCUGUCUGUGACAGCUUCAUCUGCAUCGGCAAAGACGCUCCAGGUACCUACCUGCCCUCAAGUAACUCACUGCAACUGACAUUAGCAUAGGCUCAAUGACAGCCAUAAUGGCUCUGACGGCCAUUUUGUCUCCUGUACAGUAGAGUACCGAUGGGAUAAAAAAAAUUAUAGUUAUUUUGGACGCUAUUAUAUCUGUACUUUGACAAGUGUCGAUUUGUAAUUAUUAGAUUUUUUGCUGGGUAGCAUUAGCAUCCCCCCCCAAAAAAUGGUGAGCCAACAUGUUUUCAGCACUUUUUCCCCAUGUCUCUCUGCUAAGAACACCUUCCUAAUAUUGAGUUGCAACCCCCCCCCCCUUCUCACAGUUGUCAAGUUGGCUGGAUGUCCUUUGGGUGGACCAUUCUUGAUACACACAGGAAACUGUUGAGCGUGAAAAACCCAGAAUCUUGAGAAUCGCAAUACAUAUCGCAUCGGCACCUAAUUAUGGUGAUAAUAUUGUGUUGUGAGGUCCCUGGCAAUUCCAACCCUACAGUAGAGCCAUUGUAUGUAGUCUCAAAGACUGUUUCAAAGCCAGCCUCAGUGUAUAGCUGGUUCUUCCUCUGCCAGGGAGAGGGUAUAACUAAUCUAUGGCCCAGUUAGGAAAAAUGUAGGCGGAACUUCCUUCCACAAUGAAUGCUAUUCAGCUGGCCUUCCUCCAAGAGCAAUCAGAUCUGAUGUAAAAAGAUCUGAUGUGAUUGGUCAAAAUACCAAUUAGUGGGAAAAAAAUAUCAGAAUUGGGCUGCCUGUGUAAGUGCUCGCUCCAUAAAGGGGAUAGGAUAGCUUGACUUGCUGCCGUAGAAGGGCUCCUCACAUGGACUAGUGAUUGGAAACAGCCUCAGAGUCACUGCCUGGGGGUAGACGGGAGUUGGAAGGAAUGAUUGUGUGUCUGUAGGAGUGCAUGCGUGGGGGGUUCAAUGACUGUGCUACUUAAUGUGUGGUGACUCGCCUGUUCUCGAUCUAUCCCCUGCAGAUGCCUUGCUUACCCUUAUAUGGAAGAACCUCGUCAGUUUCGUAAGCACAACGAUUGAUGCUGGUGAGUGCCAGGGUCCAACCACAUCAGAUUGGAGUUAUAGAGAAAAUAACCCCUAUCAUGAUGUAGGCCUGCAGUUUAUCCAGGAAGCUCUGUAAUCUCACUCAUUCAUGAGCUAGUUUCAGCCUGCUAUAGCAGUGUUUCCCAAACGUCUCCUCGUUACCCCCAACCGUUCCACUUUAUGUAUUGCAGUACUCCCAACUAAUGAAAUGCAUGGUGAUUAGGUGACCAGGAGAGCCACUAAUUGUGCUAUUACUGGAAUACUUCAAGUAAGUGGAACGGCUGGAGAGGUUUGGGAAACAUUGCUCCAUAGGAAUGAUAGACCCCCAUGCUGCGCGCCUCACUCUGCUUGGAUGAGUAAUGCCAUAAAGUUUAACCUCACUCCAUCUUCAUUUAGUUGGCUAAUAAUGGUAAAUGUUCUGUUCUGUGGCUGCUGCUCUGUUGGACUGGCCCUUCCAGCCAUGGGGUCAGCCCUGCGGCCCCACACAGAGUACCACAGCUGGGCCUGAGUCCUGUUUCUCAGGGGGGAGAGCAGAGACCCCGGCCUCCCUCCACCCCAGGCCCAACCCCACUGUCAUCAGUUUAAGUCUGAGCGGACAUCAGACCUUCGGGUCUGGAACCGCUGUGACGAGGAAUGAAAUCUGAGGGGCCAGACCCCAGUGAUGACCUUCUUGUGUCCUUUCUCCUUGCCUCUUUCUCAAAAUGUAAAUUCAAGGUCCCUCCCCUUGGACCUUGCCAAUGUGUUUUGAGAAGGUGGUGAGGAAAGACAAAUGGAGAUCCACCCCUAGUAUGUUGUCUUUGUUUGUGUCUCAUCCUGUCCCUUGUACUUGUGUUAAUGUGACAGCUGGCCAUAAGAAGGAAAGGCAGGGCUCUGAGGUACUGACCCUACUGCUACAGGCUCUACAGAGCAUCAUCUCCUCAGAAGCCCUCCCUGCACACAGGGCUCUGGUAAGACCUGCCUCUACCGCUGUACUACACCUACUCUUAUUCUACUAAACCUCCAAUCAGGACUGGUCUUCUGGUAGCCCAUGUUAGUGGAAACUAAAAGCUAAAGUCUUACUAACUUCUGUAAAUGAGUCUGUUUUAGCCCAUGAGUUUUUGAUAAGUGUAAAAUGUCAGUGGACCAUCUUGAAUGUAGAUGUCCUACAUAUCUCUCAAUGCCCUAAAACUCCACUUUGCUUGUAAAUAAUGCUUUCAGUAUAUGAUUUUCUUACUUCCUCUAUCAAGAGUCUGCUGGAAUUGACAGUGAAGGGUAUCCCUCAGCGGGUACUUGGAUCUGCCUCUUACCAAGUGGGCAAAAUGGAUGUACUGAAUGUGAGUUUCUACCUCUUCUCUUUCUGUUCAGCUGUAUGCAGGGUGUAUAUGAUUAUGCUGUUGACACAGAUCUAGGAACCACUGGGAAAGGGACCAUGGAAGCAACACAGUUUCCUUACGUUAUAGUUACGUAACGCAUAAUAAAUGUAAAUGCAAUAUAUGUCCAUCCAGUUGCUUCCUGCUAGCUCUGGCUCCUUCCUUUGUUGCACACAAUCUUAAAUCUGACCCAUAAAAGCUGAACUAUAGAAGGUUCCCUGUGACUGUAGACUCCUAUGACGCCAUAGGGAUGAUAACCCUGUGACCUGCUCUAUAAAGAAGUCUUCUCUAGAUCAGUGUAAAUGAACAUCCUGCAGUUUCUUUGAUAUGGCAGCCAAAGGGCUCUUAGCAAAUCUCUGGGGUAGUGUUGUGAAUUCUGUGUGUGUUCCUGUGUGUGGUGUGGUUACAUUGUUGUCUCCUCUGUCUCUGCCCCAGGGAACCCCAGCUCUGUUCCUGAUUCACCUGUUCUACAACCGCAGUCUGGUGGCAGGGAUCGUAGAGGAUGAGAGGUGGGUUUCCCCCUAACUGAAGUCUCUUCCAUUCCCCUGUCUUUCCAUAAACAAAUAUAGAAACCACAUGUAUUUUUCCGGUCUUAUUUUAGUUGUAUCGGUCUCUGCUCCCACACAGGUUCUUCCUGUGUUUUGAGACAUUGGUGAGCUGUGGUCUGUCCGGCCCCACAUCCCCCCUGGCGUUUGGGGAGGCAGUCCUAGGGGUGGUGGGGCGCAGCGCGGGGACUCUCGGGAACAAGGAACAGCUUUGGAGGAUGUGGAGCGUGGUGGUCAACCCACUGACUGACACCAUCACACAGGUUAGAAAGGGACACACCAUAUAACUGACAUCUGUAUAUGUACUAUAACCGCACUGAAUGUGACGCUUGUGUGUGUUUAGAUGCAAGAACAAUUUCAACACGGGGUCACCUUAAACUACUAUUAUUAUAUUUCACCUACGUGUUGCAUAGAUGGAGAUGGCAGUGGAGAUUGGUUUAAUAAGAUUUUGCUCCCUCCUUGUCACAGAGCAAUGAGGUGAACCAAGGAGAUGCUCUGGAGCACAACUUCAGUGCUGUGCACACUGCCCUGAUGUUCCCCAUCACACACCUGCUACCUGGCAAGGUCCUGCCACAGGUGAGUCUGAGAUGGCAUACUGUAUCUAGACCUGCCAACCUGCACGCAUUUUGCGUACCAUGCAUGCAAUUUGAGGUCAAUGUAUGCUGGUAUGAAAAACAACCCUUAAAUACACAACAAUGGGCUUCUAGUUGGCACAUUGUGGUUUUUGACAACCGUCUGAAGUUGGAGCUGAGCCAAUUAGAGAUAUUGGGCGAGGAGAAAAAAUCUCUAGCUCUCCGCUCCGGCCCGCCCCCCCGUAGUCGUAGUACUAUUUUCCUCCCUUGAGCUGGAUGGCAGUUCUCCACUCCGUUGAUACCACUGAUGUGUGAGGAAAAGUGGUAGGGAAAAUGGAGAACGAACUGUUUGCCAAAUACAUGUUCCAAAAUUGUAUGUGUUGGUCAAGCACAUAACCACUUAUUUCGUAGUUGGUUCCUUAGCUAAGGUGUCAUUACGACAAAGGUAGUUAGCUACAGCGUUUAGUCAACUAAGCGAGGACACUUUCUUGCACGCACAUGCUUUGAUCUUCACAACGUUAGUAUGAGCAAGUGCAUUGACGAGCAGAAACGUUAAUGUCCUUCACAGAAAGUUGUUACUGUUCAAGAUUAGUUGGCCUAUUAAUCAGUUCUUGAUCUGUCCUCUUAAUAUAGCUGUAGGCAUAUGUCAACAGUAGGCUGCGGAUGUGAUAAUAGUCAGUUCACCCAUGACAAGGCAUGUUGAAUGAACGGUAGCCUAGAACACAGACCUAACUGGAUGGAUGAGGUCAGGGAUGGAGAUCUGAAACAAGCUCAUAUAGGCCUUGUUCAGUUGUUUCAUAUUGCAAAUAGCCAACAGUAAGCUAGACCACUACAACAUUCAGAAGAAGCCAGUUUACAUUUUCACUAGACUAUCCACAUAGACACCUGUUAAUUAGAAUAAUCAUUACCCCUACAUUUAACCUAGAAAAAUGUGGAAGUGUCAUUGAGACCACCUCAAUUUCCUUUAGCAUCAAACACAUGUUGGGUACAUCGUUUUAUAUAAUGGAAGACUUUAGGUUUCAGGAAAUGGCAGUUACAGGUUUUUCAAAAAAGCAAAAUGCUCCAACUUCCUGAGGGGGAAGUUGACUGACCCCCUUCCCGGCCUCCCCCCUACCCAACCUUAGGCCUACAUCAGCAUUUGCCUAUGAUUUGAGCAGUGUGGGUGUCACACGCGCGCCAUUGUGGGGUCCGCGGGUCAGGGGGGGGGGGUGUGAGAGAAAUUAACAUGUAACAUGUUUACCUGCUUUGUUUAAUAUUAAUAGUUAACAAUUAUAAACUGUUCUACUAAUGCUGUGUUUUUGUAAAGGGAUGGUUUCUACUCCAGCUCCCUGCAGCUAGUAUAGGCAUGUGGUCAAGGACAUGGAGUUUUACUCGAGAUAGGGGUAUCUGGAGCUGACAACUGAUUUGGGGAUGGCUAGGUGAUAAAACCAACAGCCACAUUCCAUUUCAUGAUUAAUGGCGUGUGAGAGGGAGAUGUCUCUGGUCUGACUGAGCCUGCAUUUUCAUAGACUGAAUUGGUGUUUGUGUAAUGUAAGGUACCAGGGAGAGAUGGCUCGGGUAUGGAUAAUGUUGAUAAGAACCUUGUCUUGGGGGCCAAACCCUGAUUUCCAUACAAUGAGAACAGUCUUCACCGCAGAUAUGGUGUGCUGUGAAUUAUUCAUUUAUUUCAUACAAAUCCUAACCUUUUGACUCAUUCCACACAUCUGCUGUUUCAUGUAGACUGAGAGGGUGUAUCUUUGCUAUGAAAGAUCUUUGUAUUGUUGGGUUGACCAGCCUCACUUACUACCUUAUUAAUACUCGUAAAAAUUAUUCAAAGUUGGCAGGUCUGCAUGUCUUUUAAAAGAUCCUGCUAUAGGAUUCUCCAAUAAACUACAAUUAAUCUAUUGAGUGCUUUGCUCUAAUUUCAAUAAUUUCAAAUGAAGUGCCUUACUGUCAACGUGAACUGAGUGGAUCAGUUUGAGAAAGGCGAGGAGGAGCAGAAUCUCUAAUCUAAUAAUGAGGAUGGGAUGCAGGGUGAUUUGAAGAUAUGUGAUUCUGCGUUGUUCCACUGCAAUGUGGUCAAUCUCAAACAUGCUUUUAUGUCACUGUAGAUGACUCAGAAGUCCAUGCUGGGUACGUGGUCCAGGCUGUAUAAGGUGUUUGCCCGCUGCUCUGCCCUGGUGGCCACGGCCGAGGAGAAUGUCUGCUGUGGGGAGCUGUGUGUCAAGAUGGCUGCCAUAUUGGACAGAAAGGCCCUGAAGGUAAGCGGGAGGGGACCACUGCACUGUACCCAACACCCAACAGUUAUCUAAUUUACCAGAAUUGUUAGCCUUUUGAAUAAUACUGCGGUACAAUAGCUUAUUGUUCAGAUUCAUUGAUCGUUCCAUGCCCAUUUGUUUAUUCUCCAGGUUCCAUCAACGUUGGAUGCGGUUGCUAACAUCCUCCUGGUCAUCGCUGAGAGUGCAGACUUCUCUCCCUACACACCACAGUUUCAGCAGAAGAUGAAAUGUAAGAUGCUUUUAGAACCGUUUUAACCAGAAAUGUAAGGUGUUUUAACCACACAUGCAAGGUGUUUUUUGUUUUGUUUUGUUUUUACUCCUCGAUUGGCGUGAUGUUUGCUUACCCUCCCCUCGUCCCUUCCAGCUCCCCACACCCCUCUAACCUGGGUGCGUAAGAAAAGCAAGGCGCUGGGGAACCUGUCUACCUUCCAUACCCUGCUGGUCCAAUCCCUAGAGACCUUCAAUGCCCUGGAGGCCCCUGAGACUGUCCCUGAUGGUACAGGCCUGGCCCUGGUCUCCAUCCUCUCUACCCUGUUCUCUAAUCUGGCCCUGGCUACAGCCAUCCAGGAGGCCCUGGCCUCUCUCACACAGCCCCUUGCAGCCCUCUAUGAACAGGCUGGUAGGACUCCAAAUGAGCAGCUGAAAUUUACCUCAAGUCUUGGAGCAAAGGUGUGUUGAAAUGUUUUCCAUUUUCUGUCUUUGUCUGUACUGAAAUGCAUCUCUAUAUAAACUGUUGUAUUAAUGUUAUAUACUGAACAAAAAUAUAAAUGCAACAAUUUCAACGAUUUUACUGAGUUACAGUUCAUAUAAGGAAAUCGAUCAAUUGAAAUAAAUUAAUUAGGCCCUAAUCUAUGGGAUUAGGGGGCGCAGCCAUGUGAGGCCAUAGGCCCACCCACUUGGCAGCCAGGCCCAGCCAAUCAGAAGGAGGUUUUCCACACAAAAGGGCUUUAUUACAGACAGAAAUACUCCUCAGUUUCAUCAAUUGUCCGGGUGGCUGGUCUCAGACGAUCCCGCAGGUGAAGAAGCCGUAUGUAGAGGGCGUGGUUACACAUGGUCUGCGGUUGUGGACAUACUGCCAAAUUCUCUAAAACGACAUUAUGGUAGAGAAAUUAACAUUAAAUUCUCUGGCAACAGCUCUGAUGGACAUUCCUGCUGUCAGCAUGCCAAUUGCACGCUCCCUCAACUUGAGACAUCUGUGGCAUUGUGUUGUGUGACAAAACUGCACAUUUUAGAAUGGCCUUUUACGCUUUCUGCGAAUGGAAAAUUUCUGGGAUCUUUUAUUUCAGCUCAUGAAACAUGGGACCAACACUUUACAUGUUGCGUUUAUAUUUUUGUUCAGUUUAUAAGUAAUGGCUACUCUUUCUUUGCAUGCUUCAUAUCUUUAACCGAUCCCCUGUGUCUGGGUGGUAGUCUCACUAUAAGUGUGUUCUUUCCCUGCAGCUGGAGAAGCUCCUGAGUGAUGUCUUGGGGUGCCUGCAGACCCGUUCAGCCCUGGCCUAUGAUGAUGAGCUGCUGUCCCUGCUGUCCCCCCUGCUCUGUGUCCUCUUCCUCCACCGGCGCAAGCAGGUCCGCUCCCUAGCUACACAGUUCUGGAAUGCAACCUUCGCCAACACUCUGGUCCUCGUCUAUCCAGAGGAACUCAAGUAAGAAUCUGUUUGGACAUUAAGAUGAGCCAUAUUAUAUUUAUGGGGCAAUUUCCCAGACCUAGUUUAGCCUACUCCUGGACCAAUAGCAUGUUCAGUGGAGAAUCUCCAUUUAAAACUGCUUUGAAGUCCAGCAAUGCAUUUAAUCAGGGUCCUGAAAACUGGCCCUAAACCGACCCUAAAAGGUUUUCAUGUUUGCUAAUGUUUGUUUUUUCCAGGCCGGUUUUGAGCCAGGUGAAGCAGAACACUCCUAUCCUUCUACCUGGCUUUCAGUCUGUUGAAGUUCCAGAUGAGCUCAGUGGACAGUACUCGGUGAGGGUUUUCCCUGUUGAAUAAGUAAAAUCAGAGCAGGUUUCAUAUGAAUGGUAUAAUAAUCCCUGGAUUAUGUUCUGUGUGUGCAGAGUGAGAGCUCUCAGCUGGAGACCAAACUGAGUGGAGUACAGGUCACUCCUGGGGUGAAGAGAGACUCUCUACUGCCCAGGGCUGGGGAGAUGAAGGACAGGAACUCCAAGACCUCUACCAAGCCCGUCUCUGUAAGGGCUGCUUUUACCCAGUUAUUUCCUGUGUAUGAAUUCCAUUUCAAUUCCCCACAUUGAGGAAAAAUGGAAUUGACUCAAAUGAAAUGGAAUUAUUUAUUCUCCGAACCCCAAAACCAAAUCUUGUGCUAGGCAGCUUUCAUAUUAUUAUGAAGGCUGUCAAAACAGAGUAAGUUGUCUCUAUUGCCACCAUUUGCCAUCAGCAUCAUAUUGGAGCUGACUUUUAUACUCUCCCCAUCAGACGAAGCUUGACUUUGGUUCUCACAAGCUGCCUCGUAGAGAGGAACUGGAGGAGCAGGCCUCGAUAGACUUUGUGUUCAUCCCCCCUGAGACCAAGGAGAGAGUCCUCACUGAGCACCAGAAAGAGGUCAAGAGAACCAAAAGGUCAGUUUCGGGCAAAUCAACUUUGUUAAUUUACUGAAUCUUUAUUUAACCAGGAAGUCUCUACGUCCUAUCUCUUUUUUAUUUUAGCCUUAUUUAGACAAAUCAAUGAAAAGUUAUAGAAAUGCUUACAUUUUCUCACUGUAUAAUGCUUUUGUAUGGGUUUUAUUUGAAAGGGUUGACAUCCCUGCCAUGUACAACAACCUGGAUGCUUCCCUUGAUACCACAGUCUUCACCCAGUACACACAGAGUCAGGAGGAAUCACUGUAAGUAGUUGGCUGCUGCCGUCACGCUGUAUAACACUAAUCUAUCAAGAAAGACUGCUUUGCCUGGGACCCAAUGGUUAAAACAUCCAUUUCUUUUUCAGGGACAAAUUGCCAGCAGAUGAGCAAGCUGAAGAUGCCGCUAAAGAUGAGGGUAAAUCAGAGGUAAAGAGAAUCUAACAACAGAAGUUAUUCAUUGUUACAUUUACCCCCUGAGGUCUGAAUUAUGGCAUUGUUUGCCCUGAUAAGCUGUUUUCAUUUAAAUUAAAACAUAUAGAUGCCUUCAAAGCCAAAAGCCUUUUUCCUCAAAUGAAAGUGAAAAUACAAAUGGAUAAAAUGUCUCUGCAUUCUUUUCUACACAGGAUCCAGAGGAAAACAUGGAAAUGGAGGAUGAAGCUUCUGAGGUUUUGGCAAAAGACACCCAGGAAUAUAUCAGUCCAACCAAUGAGCCGGCAGAACCGGCAAUGGAAGAGGAGCCUGCUGAGGAAGUACUUUCUGAUUCUGCAGACGUUUCCAUGGAGGAUGCCAACGAAGUCGUUCCAUUGCAGGUCUCAGAUGUUGCCAUGGAGUCUAGAGAAGUGGGCACCAGCCCAAAUGUUUCUGGCGGCUCUGAUAUGAUCUCAGGGACGCCUCAGAAACACAACAGUCGCCGCCAGUCCUUCAUCACUCUGGAGAAGUAUGCAGAGGGGAAGCCUGCUAGUCCUGCCAGCGUGGUGAAGUUUACAGGCCCCCUCACCAGGACCACUAACAGCCAGGAGCCUGCCUCUCAGGAACCAGAGGCUGAGGCUGACACAGACCGACAGGACUCGCUGGAGACUAAAAAAGCAAGACAUAAAAGCUCCAGGAAUGAGUCUUUCCUAAAGGAGGGAGAGGAACCUGAACCUUCAGAAAACAAAAAGGAAUCUGAGGUUAGAGAUACUCGCUGAGAAACGACCAAGUGAAACCACAGAGGACGACGUCAUCCCAGACACCCAGACUCAGGUGGAAGUACUGAAUGAAGUUCCAGUUCCUGCAGGUGAAGAAGUAAUGGUAAAUAACAGUCAGGAAGAAGAGGAAUCUAAAGUUCUUCUGGAAGAUUCUCCCAGCUCCCAGUCCACUCUAAGCCAAGGUGAACCAAGGCGGUCCGGACGACAGAGAAGUAGGCCACUGAGACCAGGAGAGGAUGCAGAGGAACGAGAUCAUAUAGACAAACUGAGGAAGAAGUCUCAACCCGGAGAGGAGGCGAGUCAAACUGAUUCACCAAAGACUGCACCCUCUCCUGCCAGUCAAACUGAUAGUCAGUCACAAUGUAGAGCCAGCAGGAGAAGUAAGCUGGCUGUGGAGGAGGACGGUGGAAAAGACAAGCUGAGAAAGAGAAGUCACAAGGAGGUGAGUGAGUCGAGCCAAUCAAAUUCACAGGUUGCCACACCUUCACCUGCUGGUGAUAGCAACAGGCAAUCACAGGGUAGGAGGAGCAACAAAUUGGUCAGGGAAUCAGAGGAGCUGGUCGAAGACAAACGGAAGAGGAGAGGUGUUGCAGAGGAAGAGCUCAGUCAAAGUGACUCCCUAACGGACACUGCCUCUGAUAAUGAUAGACUAUCACAGAGUAGACGUAGUCAGAGGAGUAAGCUGGCUGUGGAAGUAGAGGAUGAUGGCAGUCAGAAACAAAGGGGUAGUCAGGCUCAGAAGGAGAAGCCAAGCCAAACAGAUUCACAUGUAGCCACACCAUCUCAACUAGAGAGUCAGUCACAGGGUAGAGCAAGCAGGAGCAAGGCCGUCAGUGAUUCGGAGGAGUUUGAUCUCCUAGACAAGGUUGAAAAGCAGGAUCCUACUGAGGAGGAGCAAAGCCAAAGUGAUUCUCAGAUGGCCACACCAUCUCCUGCUGCACAAACAGGAUAUAGCCAAUCACAGGGUAGAUCAAGCAGGAGGGGUAAAUUGGUCAUAGAGUCCGAAGAACAGGGUAAAGACAAACAGAAGAGGAGAGUUGGCACGGAAAGCACACUCCGUCAAAUUGACUCAAAGAUCACCACACCUUCAGCCACUCCAAAAGACAGCCAGUCACAGGGUAGAGCAAGCAGGAAAAGCAAGGUGCCCCUCGAAGUGGCUGAGUUGGAGGACAAAACAAGUCCAAAUGUGGCCACUGAUUCAGCAGCAGCACCUGAGAUGAGCCAGACUGAUUCUCAGGUUACUCCUUCCGCCACCAGCCAAACAGCCAGCCAGCCGAGGCCCAGAGGCAGACCCAGUAAGAGAAGCAAGUUAGAGGAACAGGUUGAAGGCCAGCAGCAGCCCUACCAUAGAGACUGAGAGCUCCCAGGUGGCAGACCAGGCUGGAACACAGGAAUCCCCACAAGAAAGCAAAAGGACUACGAGACGGAGAGCUUCCCAGGGCUUACUGUCCUCCAACGUGGAGAACUCUGAGUCACACACUUCAGAGACCCGGGAGGAUGCCCAGAAACCCAAGAAGAGAGGCAGGAAGCCCAAAUCCACUGAAGCUCUUCCAAGCCCACUUGCUACUGUCGGAUCAGGAGACCCAGGGGCUUACCAAGAGAUCCCAAUGGAUAGUUCUGAAUCUUCUCUAAAGUCUGAAUCAAAAAAGUCAGACUCGCAAAACCCAUGGAGUGAGGCCUUAGAAGUUAAGAUUCCACAGGAUGUGGAUGAAACCAUUAAAACGAUCAACUCCCUUAAACCUGAAGUGGAAGUUCUGAAACUUCCUCUAAUAACAAAGAACGAUAUGGGGCAGAGGGAGGCUGACACUGAGAUGGUAGAUAUGGAGGGUGGUGUGGUUGACCCUGUUGUUCCAGACAAGGCUGAGCAUGAGAAUACUAAGCCGCCUUCUCAACAGAUCGACUCUUCAUUAAAACCUGAUCUAGAACAACUGAAGAGUCUGCCUUUGUGCAUAUCCCCACGGAAGAAGGAACGUGGACAUAAACUUUCAGAAAGCAUAUCUAACUUUGACACUGUCUCCUCUCAGGAGGGUGACCUUGGGUGUGAAGGGCCAACACGGCUCCAAAAUAAGCUGCUCACUGACUCUGAGCAGGCCAACUCUCCCGUGUCUUCCGCUGAAGGAAAUGCAGUAUCAGGAUAUGACAGUGUAUUCCUUGAACCAAACAAACUACGUACCCCUCCCAUCUCCAAUGGACUCCCCACAGAUACUUCACCAAGCGAAGCUGCGGAGGAGAAACUGAGUCUUCAGGUUUCUGAGUCUUCAGAGGAGAAGGUUGUAGACGUGCCUAAGCCUGUAACUGUGUCCAGUGAGGAGGUGACAGAGGAGCAGAUGGGAGAAGACAAGGAGAACCGACAUCCAGAGUCUACUAACAAUGUUCUAGAGGACCAACCAGAAGAGGUAGUUUUCAUGUCUAUUGUGCAAACCCAACCAGAGGGUUUCAAUGCCUUAGAUGAGGAGCAACAGGAGGAGCAGUACACAUGUAUUAAAGAAGGCCAGCCAGAGUCUGACAACACCUCUACUAGGACCAGAGAAAACGACACCGAGCCUCAGGCGGACGACGUUCAAGAUAUCACUCCUCUCCAAGAGAGGGCGAAAAUGGAUACGGUUCCAGGCCUUGAGUGUGAAGAAGAGGAUGGUGAAGAAACUCAGAUAGACAAUAACGACCUAGAUCUACGUCCUCUAGACUCUGUUGCCCCUCUGACCUUCGACACUCGCGAAGCACCAGUGCCUCUACAUCAUCCAAGUACCUCUAAAGACGUGUUGUACCAAGACUCCCCUCCCAAGCAGAAGGGUUUGGAGGCUAUGAUGGGGCUGGAGGUGGGCCAGAGCCCCAGCAGGAUCAGGGGGGUGUGGACCCCCUCAGCCUCCCCCUCCACCUCUAUACUGAAGAAAGGACCGAAAAGACCAAUAGAAGAGGAGAGUCCUUCACCUUUCACUAAGGUAACAUGAUCCGGUGUACUUAAUCUAUGAAGAUUUACACAUCAUACUAUGGUUGCAUUUUUUAUGAUACGUUUAUGCAUUAUUAGAAUUCUCUGCAUUCCACUAAAUCAGUAUUAAUUGAAAAUUACAUUCGGUUGAAGAGAAUCCUUGAUGUAUCUAGAAUGGCAUUAGCAAGUUCUGAAAACGGUGUUAAAUUAAUCUAUAUUUUACAGUCUCGACGAGUAUCAUUUGCUGACCCAAUCCAACACCAGGAGCUGGCAGAUGACAUUGACCGUCGCAGCCCUAUCAUCCGAUCCAGCUCCCCAAGAGCCAAAACUGCCAGCAGCAGCAUCCCUCAGCCUAAGGUACAUGAUCCACUAGUGAUGUGUAAUAAAUGCAAUUUUAUAUACUUUGCACAAAAUCAUUAUAGGCUUGAUUUAGGGUUAAGAUUAAGUAUGUGCCACUUGGUCAUUCGCGUAAAUCAUUCAUCGUCAUCAAUGGGAGACAUCUGUAGAAAAUGUUAGUUAAUCGUGCCGAUAUCAAGUGAGAAUACCACUGGAUGUGGCCACAGAUGAACAGAACUUUGCCUUUUGACCCUAUUAGCCUAACCUCUGCUCUAUAUUGCAGUAUAUCACAACACCAACAAAGGGCCUACUGAUCCUUAGUCCACGCAAUCUCUGCAGCCCUGCAUACAAGAGCUCCAAGAAAUGCCUGGUAUGUACCCCCAGAUACACAGGAAGUACCCAAGUUAUUUUCAGACACGAUCAUAAAUGCUUACCUUUUAAAUCCUAAUUCAAUAGUUUUUAACCAAACGGAUCAGAUUAUAGAAACCUUAUUAUCAAGAACAAGGACAUUCAUUUUACUGCAUACAGAAGUGCAUUAUAUCUAAUAGUGCAUGAUUGUUGUGCAUCACAUUUUUGAAGAACAAGUGCAUGAGUCCAAUUGCUUUGAUUUCCUUUGAUCAGUGGCUGACUUGAUGAAUGUUGUUUCAGAUCUCAGAGAUGAGCCAGGAGCCAAGGCCCAUCCCUAAGGACUGUGUCUACCCGGCCCUGGUCAGCUGUUCUACCCCUGUGGAGGCGGUGCUGCCUCAGAUCACCUCCAACAUGUGGUGAGGACAUAAAUCCCUAUAUGACAGAAUAUUUUUCUGUCUGGCUAAAUCUGACACACUAGCUAGGUUUCCAUAUAAUUGGCGACAGAUUUUCAUGUGAAUAUUAUAAAAUCUGCAUAAAAACAAUAUGCGCAUUUUCCCACAAGACGUUUCCAUCGAAUUGACUUGUUGUGGAUAAAAUGCCAUGCGUGAAUACGUAGUGUACAUAAAAAUUACUUUAAAAAUAUAUAGGUUAAAUGGGUUUCCAUUCCAACAUUUUUGUGUUUUUAUAUAGCGAAUGUGCCUACUCUGGUUUUGGCAUGUGCGCUCUAGCCAACAGCUGGCAGAUACGGUGCAGGUAGGUUACCUAGGCCUACAUGAUGAGAUGAUUAUGGACAAAAGAGCUAGAUUAUUUGUAUUUGUCAAACGGCAGCCAAGCAUCGAUCAUCAUGUUACCAGAAUAAGACCCUCGAAAUUUAUUGAAAAGGAGUAUCAAGCUCAUCGCCUUGCACUUUCCCCACCCUGUGAAGUUCACCAUCAUUUAUUUCAUCUGUAGCCUAAUAAACUGCGUGCUUUCCUGAGUCGUAGAGGGAGGACCACACAACAUAUCAUUACGUUUGCAUCAAUAUUAUAGUUUUAUAUCAAUAUUUGCGCAUAAAGCGUUUCCGCCGUAAUUUCUCGCAUAAUUAAUUUUACCAACACAAAAAGAUCCCACGUUGUCUAACAUUGUUUUGUCAACAUUUGGAAAGUUUCCAUCAGGCCUGUCUUGACAUGUUUUAUCCUACAUCUACUUUCCUCUUAUAAAAAGGUUGGAUGGAAACCUGGUUAUUGACAGAAAUGUUGAUUUAUUUGCGUUGUUCCUGUCAAAUAAACCUAAUAAGUGUUGCUGACAUCCAAAGCUUCAUAGUGGAGGGUUUGAGAUUUUUCCCCCAGACACGGAGAGAUUCUUUCUUUAAACAUAUUUUUCUCUCUUCCUAUAGGCCUCGUGGUUUUGGUCAGCUUGUGCGAGCCCGUAAUAUCAAAACGGUUGGAGAUCUCAGUGCUCUCACACCCAGCGAAAUCAAGAACCUUCCCAUUCGCUCCCCAAAGAUCUCUAAUGUGAAGACAGCACUUAAAACAUACCACGAACAGCAGGUAAUGCUUAGAACGUUCAGAACAGUAACUUUCCACCACCACCUAAAAAUGCAACUGAAAAUGAAAUCUCUUCUGUUCACCUUAUUAUACCAGGUAAAUACUUUUCCUACAUAGAUUAUAACUGCAGAUAAAACCCAGCUGAAAUGAUGCCCAUCUGUUUGUUCUGUAUCUGACUGUUUGCCUUGUCAUUGCUUCAGCGGAAGGGCCGUAGUGAUGAGUUGAAGAGUUUUGAAGAGAUGGAGAACAUGACGUCAGAGCUGGAGGAGUCAACCCUUCCUCAAAACCAGAAAGAGGAGGACAAGACUCCUGGAGAGGGCCUCGGUGAGUUCCUACCAAAUACACUACACUUGUCCUAAUGGUUUUGUUGCUGCCAAGCGAUUUGAAUUGAAUGUUACUUUAACAAUCAAUCACAUUUAUAGCCCUUUUUAAAGCAACAGUUGUCACAGUGCUGUACAGUAUCCCAGCCUAGGCCACAGUUACAUUACUUUUUUAUUUGUUUUUAGAUCACAUAACUGCAAUAUAUAUAUAUAUAUUUUUUAAAUAUUCUUUAUAUAAACGUUCAAUCUAGUUAUAGCCAUAUGUAGUAUUACUAUUACCUCUCACAGGUCUUCAGUAUGUCAUACAUGGUCUUCUCUCUGAUCCCUGCUGUAGCCACAGAGAUGGAGCAGGGUCCAGAGGAGAGAUCGGACCAGAGCAGGCCUGAUCACCAGAGACCUGAGGGGGAUCUUCUGUCAGAGGUGGAGGCCCUGGGGGCUCGUCUAACUGGAGAGGAACUGAGCCACUGCUCCCCUGACCAGCUUGUUCAGCUCCAUGAUCAGCUGGGAGGGAUGAUGAAGAAUGUAGUGGUGCAGCUGCAGAGCAGACUACUGGCUCAGAACAAGGACAGCGGAUCCUGA
Molecule: messenger RNA, 25084 nt
Organism: Coregonus sp. 'balchen'
Lineage: Eukaryota; Metazoa; Chordata; Actinopteri; Salmoniformes; Salmonidae
Source: the annotation of a GenBank genome assembly